Messenger RNA from Lichtheimia ornata, 359 nucleotides. RefSeq lists its product as uncharacterized. Gene Ontology annotation, cellular component: cytoplasm. The transcript is spliced from 5 exons. Gene Ontology annotation, molecular function: 4 iron, 4 sulfur cluster binding. NCBI's taxonomy places the organism in Eukaryota, Fungi, Mucoromycota, Mucoromycetes, Mucorales, Lichtheimiaceae. The record is from RefSeq and is a predicted model, not a curated record. The annotation marks the transcript as partial. Gene Ontology annotation, biological process: porphyrin-containing compound biosynthetic process.
AUGGUUACACUCACCUUUCGACCCUUCGUACUUUGUCGUCGACCAUUGACUCGGUCUCCAGCACGCUCGAUCGCCACCAAAGCUCACGAUGAGUAUUCUUGUACCUAUUGCAACUUUAACAAGUAUGUGAACCCUGCACAACCACCCGUCGAACGCCUGAUAGAUGCAUUGGUGCGUGAGCUUCGCUUUUACUUGGAUGAGCCUCGAUUUGAAUUAUGGGAUAAGUGCGUGGCAUCAGUCUACUUCGGUGGCGGAACACCCAGUAUUGCUAGCCCCAAGACCAUCGAACGUAUAUUGGAUACCUUGCAGAUACCAAGUGAUGUCGAAGUUACAUUGGAAAAAAUGGAUAACAAUGAAAA